Messenger RNA from Galendromus occidentalis (western predatory mite), 605 nucleotides. Its product is annotated as transmembrane protein 68. NCBI's taxonomy places the organism in Eukaryota, Metazoa, Arthropoda, Arachnida, Mesostigmata, Phytoseiidae. The record is from RefSeq and is a predicted model, not a curated record. The transcript is spliced from 4 exons. The annotation marks the transcript as partial.
AUGGCGAAGAUCGAUGAUAGAACUUCAGUCCUGCACCAAGCCAUCUGGUAUCUGGUAACCCUGUAUUGGAUGGUAAUGAUGGCUCAUCCAUUCUUCGUGUGGUUCCUCUGGAAGUAUUGGUUGCUUCGACCGCUUAUCAUUUGGUACGCCCCCUUGACGAUCCACAUUGCAUUCUGGUUGAUCUCCUUCGCGGUUGCCCGCGUGUAUACCGUCAUUAGCAGAGCGACGAUCGGCGCUUCGUUCGACGGAGCAUUCAUGAAGCUGCAAUUGCUCUUCGUUUACUAUUUCAGCAAAAUAUUACACGGCAUGGAAGUUCAUGGAGCCGAGAACUUGCCGGAAGACGGCGGCCUUAUAAUUUGCCCCCACGCUCCCUGCUUGCCCAUCGACAUGCUCUUCUUUCUCAGCUACAGCAAUCUGAAACUGGGACGCUCCGCGGGCGGUUGCGUCGACUUUAUUUGGCAUAAAAACAAUUUCAUCGGACCAGCGCUCGAGCUGUACGGUUUCAGUAGCGAGCCCAAGACGUUGAUAGAUGGUUUGAAACAAAAUCGAUUGAGGAUGGUUUCGCCUGGAGGUGCCUACGAAGCCAUGUUCAGCAGAAAGUACGA